AUGAAACCGCGCGUACCGCUCUUGUCCGACUAUGGAAUCUCGCCGACGCACGGCUUCUUGCCUGAUGUCUUGCCCUUGACGAGGCUUCCAGACCCAUACUACAACAAGUGGGAGUCCAUUGCUUCCAACUUGCAGAGCUUGAUCCUUAGCAAGCGUCUUCGAGGAGUCAUCGAUCGUCUGCCCGUGUUUUCCACCAUCGGUCUGGAACAUGACGCGGAAUGGAGAAGGGCUUACAUGCUCCUCACCUUCUUUGCUCAUGGCUACAUCUGGGGGGGUGACACCCCCUGUGAUCGUGUGCCGCCGAGCAUCUCGGCCCCCUUGCUGAAGAUCUGCGACCAUCUUGAGAUCCCGCCCGUGUCGACGUACGCCGCCUCGGUGCUCUGGAACUUCAAGCCGCUCUUCAUCGACGAGGGCAUUGAUGAUCUCGACAAUCUCUCCACACUGGUGACCUUCACUGGAUCCCUGGAUGAAUCCUGGUUCUAUCUCGUGUCCGUCGCCAUCGAGGCUCGAGGUGGUCCCAUCAUCACUCUCAUGCUGACCGCCGUGGCGGCUGCUCGGGAAGGCGACAGCGCAACCGUGACACGUUGCCUACGUGCCUUUGCCGAGCGCCUGGAUGACCUAGGUGAGCUGCUUCGUCGCAUGCAUGAGAACUGCGACCCCGGAUUUUUCUAUCGUCGCAUUCGCACCUUCUUGGCCGGCAGUAAGAAUAUGGCUGAAGCUGGGCUCCCUUACGGCGUCAUCUACGAUGAUGGGAGCGGCAACUCUGACUAUGUUCAAUACAGCGGUCCCAGCAACGCUCAGAGCAGUCUGAUACAAUUCUUUGAUAUCAUUCUCGGCAUUGAACAUCGCCCUACUGGUGAAAAGGCUAGUCACGCUUCCGAAUCCGAGCGCGAAGGUCGAAGCACUGCGCCAAAGCACAACUUCAUUCGCGAUAUGCGGCGAUAUAUGCCUGGCGCACAUGCGCGCUUCUUGGAGGAUGUCAGUCGGGUUGCAAAUAUCCGGGAUUUUGUCGAGGAACGCCGCGAUACCGACAAGCCGCUUAGCAUUGCCUACGAUGCUUGCUUAGCCAUGUUGCGAGCUUUCCGGGAUAUUCACAUCGCCAUUGUCACUCGCUACAUCGUCCUCCCAUCCCGCGAGAACCGAGCUCGAUCUCGCAGCCCCGAGGCGACCCGGAAUCGCCAGAACCUUGCUACCGCCUCUCGCCACGAGGACCACAAAAAGGUCAAGGGCACCGGUGGCACAGCAUUGAUCCCUUUCCUCAAGCAGGCUCGGGAUGAAACUGGCGAACCUGCAGUAGAGGACUGGGCCAAGAGGUUCAUGAGUAGACAGACGAAAGUCUCGGGUCAAGGAGACUUCUUCCUUGGAAAAGCAGAGGAGCAAGUUCCCCUGGAUGAACCCAUCGUUGAACAUGGACUUGCGGGUACCUGGAGUAUGGAUGACGAUGUGGGCGGAAUCUGCUCUUAUUAA
Messenger RNA from Xylaria bambusicola, 1467 nucleotides. Its product is annotated as indoleamine 2,3-dioxygenase. The record is from RefSeq and is a predicted model, not a curated record. Gene Ontology annotation, cellular component: cytoplasm. The transcript has a single exon. Gene Ontology annotation, molecular function: metal ion binding; heme binding; indoleamine 2,3-dioxygenase activity. NCBI's taxonomy places the organism in Eukaryota, Fungi, Ascomycota, Sordariomycetes, Xylariales, Xylariaceae. Gene Ontology annotation, biological process: 'de novo' NAD+ biosynthetic process from L-tryptophan. Bases 1 to 1467 code for a protein of 488 amino acids.